Zingiber officinale is the source of this 825-nucleotide messenger RNA. RefSeq lists its product as uncharacterized. Bases 1 to 825 code for a protein of 274 amino acids. The transcript is spliced from 2 exons. NCBI's taxonomy places the organism in Eukaryota, Viridiplantae, Streptophyta, Magnoliopsida, Zingiberales, Zingiberaceae. The record is from RefSeq and is a predicted model, not a curated record.
AUGGAGUCACCAGAGGGGUCUGCUGGAAUCGAGCCUAUCAGUCAAGGACAGACUGCACAUGGUACUGCGGGCGCCUCGGGCUCUCAGACUCCGAUGGUUUCAGAGGUACCUACCUCGACCAUACCCGUCGUACCCACUCUUACAGUAUUCACGGUACCACCAGCAGUACCACCUGCAGUAUAUCCGACCCCUCCACCAGCAGUGCCUACUGCUGCGUACCCAAUACCUCCUCCAGUUGCGCCUACGGCGUACCGAGCACCACUGCCACCUGUUUCCUGCUACUACAUACCCGGCACCCGCACCAGCAGGUCAGCAUGUGGCUUCCAGAGUUUCCAUUUAGGGAGGACAGUUCAGUCAAACAGGGACUCAGCGAGGGGGGCAGAAAGUCCAAUCUUCGCAUCGUCCGUAGAGGACAGCCUCUCCGGUAGUAACUACAUAUGGCAUGCACAGGCAAGAGCACUCCAGUUCUCACACGGUAUCGCAGGGUUCUGUUUCGGGACCUCAGUAUCAGUCGCAGCCUCAGCCACUAGUGCAGUAUUAGUUGCAGCCCCAAUCACUGGUCCAGUACCAGUCGUAGCCUCAGCCACUAGUCCCGUAUCAGCUAUAGCCACAGUCACAAGCUCAGUACCAGACGCAGCCCCAACCACUGGUCAAAUAUCAGCCGUAGGCCUCAUAUCCAUCUCUGGCUCAAUAUCCAGCACCGCCUCAGUGGCAGACUCAAACUCCGACUCAGGCACAGCAACCUCUGGCAGUGCUACCACCUCCACCCUCGCCAAAGAUUGGAUGAAUUCACGCAGUUACCAAAGAGGAUGCACAGCGAGCUAA